GAAACGAUCAAUUAUCAUUAUGUAUUUAUUUUUAUAACUUUUAAAUAUCUGUAAUCUUGUAAUUGGUAACACUUAAGCGUUUAAGCGAGCUAUUAGAACCUCGACAUUUCAUAUGAUACGACCCAAUAAAUAUUUUUAUAAGACAGCAGAUAUAAAUGCACGAGCAUUAAUAAUAGUCGUGAACACGUCACACGCGUACAACACACGUUCUAUACGAAAUCAGCUGUGCUAUCACUGUCAGGAGGAAACGUGUGUUUCUUUUGUCUUUUCAACUCUGUAUCGUUUGCCUCUGCCGAGUAUAUGUAUAUGUAUGACAUGUAACUAGGGUAAAAUGGAAUAAAAACAGGAAGCAGAAGGUUUGAGCAAUGUACUCUUUGGCUCGGAUUUGGACAGUACAGUAUACCUACGUAGUGGUGCUCGAUUGGUACAAGGAACUGUACUUACUUUUUCCAAUAAAACUAAAAAUUGGUGAAACAAAUUCAAUUGAAACUUAUUGACGCACAAGUAAGCAUAAUUAAUUGUGUGCCAGACAACAGUGUAAAUCAAUAAAAAAUUAAUUCGUUGAAUAUCACGAGGUUAUCAUUCUCACGAGAUCAUUUCUAAAAUCGUAAGAUUCGAAGUAUGUAUGUAUUAUCAUGUAGGCAAAUGUUUGACACAAUCCACUUAUCUGAAUGGGAAUGAAAAACCAUAGGUAGUGGGGAAAAUUAGUUGGGACUAUCCACUACGAAUGAAAUGUUUCUUUGUCUCCCGACGGAUUCGUAUAAAUGAAGUGCUACUGCUGUUAAAUGAAGCAGUGGUUGCUCAAAGUGAGAUUAACAUUUAAACGUGAUCCGAUCGAGUAGUGUACAGUUAGUGUAUGCAAACUAUGUCAAUUGAAAAUUGCAUUUAUACGUAUGUAAUGAUUGAUCAAUGCGGAGGUGUGUUUUAUAAACUAUAUAAGUAAACAUGCAAGAUCAUGAUAUACAUAAAUACGGCACACGUUAUCAGUGAUGCGCGAACUUUUGAAGAUAUUUGUCAGUUGUAAAAUGCUGUGUUCAGAUAAACUUUGUUUACAAUACAUCUGACAAGUUCAUUUACAAUUACUUUGGUUAGACAAAUCUGAAAGUAACAUAUUUUCUUGGUGAUUUACUUUACUAUCAUUAGAAUAAAUCAAUGUUGAUAUAAAUACAUUCAAAUUCAUAAUAAAAAUAGAUAGAAUAAUCUAUUUUAGAAUAAUUUAUUUUAAUAUUAUAUAUCGCAGAGAUUUUAUAUCAUAAUCUUUAAUGGACUGGAUUAAAAAAUUACGCGCUGAAAGAUCCACUGUUCCUAAGGAUGAUGAUCUAGAAACUGUUGCAGAAAGAAGAGAACGAUGGAGAAGUAUCUAUGUCAUUUAUUUUACUAUGUUUCUUAUGUCCCUUGGAUUCAGUAUUAUACUAACUGGAGUCUGGCCAUAUCUUGAUAAAUUGGACAAAAAUGCUGGCAAAGAGUUUAUGGGAUAUGUUGUUGCAGCUAAUCCUUUGGCACAAAUGUUAUUUUCCCCUUUAGUAGGUUGGUGGGGAGAUAAAAGGGGUUCUAUAAGAUUACCCCUUUUAUCAACAUUAGCGCUUUUUACAUUUGCAUCAGGGAUGUACAGUGUUCUUGAAAUCUUGCCAGGUGAUCGGAAAAUGUUUAUGAUAGCUGCUAGAUUUUUGGUUGGAGUUAGCUCUGCUAAUAUUGCAGUAGCAAGAUCUUAUCUUUCUGCAGCUACGAAAUUUUCAGAAAGAACGCACGCGGUUUCUAUGGUAUCUCUUGCACAGGUACUGGGAUUUGUGGUAGGUCCCGGAUUGCAAGCCGUGGUCACACCUCUCGGCGAACAUGGUUUCUAUUUUAUGAAUUUACCUGUUAAUAUGUAUACUAUGACUGGUUGGAUAAAUGUUAAAAUGGGGAUUCUUAAUUUUGCUUUGUUUCUUCCAUGGAAUUUCAAGGAGCAUAGGAUUGCCCUACGCGAAGCUAUGAAAUUACAAGGAAGAAGAACAGAAGAGGAAACAUUGAAGUCUGCUAAGCCAGAUUAUCUAGCAAAUUGCACAUUGAUUUGUGCAUUUUUUGUCUUGGUAUUUAAUUUCGUCCUUCUCGAAACUUUGGGUACUUCCUUAACUAUGGAUCAAUUUGGUUGGUCAAAGAAAGAAUCUCUGUAUUAUAUGGGUCUGUUAAUGAGUGUCGGUGCUAUUGUAUCUUGUAUUACGUUUGUUAUGAUUGAACCACUCUGUAAAAGAUUCAAUGAACGUAAAGUGAUGCUGUGGGGUGGAUUCUUCUUUAUGAUAAUUGGAAGGAUAUUGUACAUACCAUGGGGACCGGAUCCUCCGCCAAUCGCGUACGAACUGCCAUCCGAUAAUGGUACAACAAAUGUCAAUGCAACAGAAGUCUUAGGAUGCCCUAGUAGUCAAAAGUGGUGUCUCUACACACCUCAACUCACGGUCACACAAUUUCUUAUUGGCUAUGGUUUCACAACUAUAGGCUACCCAUUAGGAGUGACCUUGAUACAAACCAUUUUUAGUAAAGUAUUAGGACCACGACCACAAGGUGUUUGGAUGGGUUUCAUGACAGGUGCGGGUUGCGCGUCCCGUGUGUUAGGUCCAGUAUUUAUUAGUGUAGUUUAUACACGUUUUGGAACGUACCAUGCUUUUGGUAUCACUGGUCUAAUGCUAAUAUUAUCUAUGACGUGGCUACAAAUCGUGGACAAGCGGUUAAUACCUCCUAAACUUGCUUCGAUAGAAGAAACCAAGCCUGAUGCAGAAAUUCCACUGGUUCACCUUAAGUCUAAUAAUGCUCAAGCAACAAAUGAUAUAGAAAGGAGUAAUGUAAACGCGGAUUGUGAUAAGGUUUAAGUAAUUUGUUUUUUCAAUUUUUAUCUUUUUUUGAGAUAAUAUAGGGACUUAUGCAUAACUGCAAUUGUUGGAGAAAAAUACUGAUGUUAUGAAAUACGAUAUUUUUUAUGAAUAUUUACACGUUUUUCAUACAUAUUUCACAAUUAUAAAUAUGUAAACUAUCUUUUAACGAAUAUAUGUAACACUAAUGGCGUAUGGAAAGAGAGAAUGGCAAAGGUUUUAGGUAAAUAUAGGUUUUACUUAUGUUAAUAUGCUAUGUAGAAAAAAAAUGAGAUUGUCGCGUUUUAAAAAGACUAUGGUAUGAUAUUGAUGUCAGUACAAAAGGUUUUUAAACAUUAAACAUAUUAAAAAGAUUACGUAUGUUAUAA
Megalopta genalis is the source of this 3211-nucleotide messenger RNA. RefSeq names its product CLN7/MFS domain-containing 8 (gene Cln7). Gene Ontology annotation, biological process: transmembrane transport. Gene Ontology annotation, molecular function: transmembrane transporter activity. Gene Ontology annotation, cellular component: lysosomal membrane. NCBI's taxonomy places the organism in Eukaryota, Metazoa, Arthropoda, Insecta, Hymenoptera, Halictidae. The record is from RefSeq and is a predicted model, not a curated record.